Pundamilia nyererei is the source of this 3745-nucleotide messenger RNA. Its product is annotated as RNA polymerase II elongation factor ELL. Lineage: Eukaryota; Metazoa; Chordata; Actinopteri; Cichliformes; Cichlidae. The transcript has 12 exons. Gene Ontology annotation, biological process: transcription elongation by RNA polymerase II; positive regulation of transcription elongation by RNA polymerase II; snRNA transcription by RNA polymerase II. Gene Ontology annotation, molecular function: cis-regulatory region sequence-specific DNA binding. The coding region runs from base 52 to 1869 and encodes 605 amino acids. Gene Ontology annotation, cellular component: transcription elongation factor complex. The record is from RefSeq and is a predicted model, not a curated record.
AGCCGAGAGAGGAAAGCAGCUUUAAUUGCACAGCAGCGAGAAAAGCCAGCGAUGGCUUCUCUCAGGCAGGAGCACCAGUACGGGCUCUCCUGUGGAAAAAACAACAAAAACAGCCCCAACAGGACGCUGUACCAUGUCAAGCUCACGGACACGGCUAUCAGAGCGCUGGAGGCGUACCAGAACCUCAAGGGGUCUUUAUCAAGUGAGCCAUCAAUAUGUUUCAAAGGGAGCCAAGGGUACAUCAAGAUCCCAGCUCCCACUUCAGAGUCUCCUUCUGCUCUCCGUGUCUUUUCCUUUUACUUGUCCAGCGACAGCAAAGACCAGCCACAGGCCAGCUUUGACUGCAUCCAUCAGUAUGUGUCGAGUGACGGCCGCGAACAGCUGGAAGGUCAGGGCAGCAUCCAGGACAAGAUCACUGUGUGUGCCACCGAUGAUUCCUACCAGAUGACCCGCGAGAGGAUGUCGCAGGUGGAGAAGGACAGUUGGAGCCGCUCUGCCAUUGAGAUCAAACCUGGAGCAACACAUCCAAGUAAAUGUGUCAAGUACCAGAAGAGGCCAGGCCCACUCCCUGCCUCAGAUAGCAGCUUCUCCAAGUACUCUGUCAAUAACCGGAGGAAUGGCAGUAUGGCGACCUCAAUGCAGAAGCCCCUGAAGGAUCGCAUCGUCCACCUGCUGGCUCUCAAACCCUACAGAAAACCAGAGCUGCUGCUGUGGCUGGAAAGAGAAAGAGCAAGCCCCAAAGAUAAGGCCGAGCUGGGUGCCAUACUGGAGGAGGUGGCCAAAUUGAACCCCAAAGACAGCAGCUACUCACUGAGAGAUGACUUCUACAGGCAUGUGCAGAGAGACUGGCCAGGCUACAACGAGGAGGAGAAGCAGCUUGUCAGCCGGCUGCUGGCCAGGAAGUUGCAGCCACAUAUUGGCAACCAGUCGCGAAAUCCUCAACCAAACCCAUCAGUACUGAGGACGUCAGAGGAUCAAAGCAUAGCAAAAAAUCUUGCAGUGAAACGCCCUGUGCCUUUUGACUCACAGGAAAGACUAGCAGCUAAGAGACAAAAACUCACAGACCAGAGGUUACAACGGCAGCCAGCUGUAAACGGACUCUUAAACAAUAAAGGAGGACACAAUGAUGCAACUCCUUCCCUUAACCCAAGUUUCCACACAAAGACUGAGUUUCAAAGGACAGAUAACCAUACUGAUAACCAAAAUGGUUUACCAGGGAGCCAUAAUUCCUUUCCUCUAAUGCACAAACUAUCUAGCACUUCUGACACGCCUGUUUCAGAGACCAGGGAGCAAGAACCCAAAGUAAGCAGCCUCCAGCCAACCCAGCGUGACUCCAACUGCGCUCAGCCACAGCUCGCCAACAGCCAGCACAGAAAGAAGAAAUCGAAAAAGCACAAGGACAAGGAGCGCGAGAAAUUUAAAGACGACCAUAGGACUGACUGGUUAAAGACGAAUAAUGAGCUCGAGAAGAAUCCAGACAAACUUGACAAUCCUGACAUAACAAAUACUGUGGUUUCUGAGGAGAAGCCAGAUUAUGUGCUAAAAUACAGCCCCAUAACAAGUUUAGAGCAACGUGAGCAGUACCAGGAGGAUUUCUGCGCCGAGUAUGAUGAGUACAAAGACCUCCAUUCCCGGAUUGCCACCAUAACUCACAUGUUCAUUCAGCUGGGCUCUAAAAUCAAGAGCCUGUCCCCUGGUACUCAAGAAUAUAAGACAAUGGAAGACCAAAUACUAGAAAAGUACAACAAGUAUCGCAAGAAGUUCCCCAGUUACCGGGAAGAAAAGAAACGCUGCGAGUAUCUCCACGAAAAACUUUCAUAUAUCAAGCAGCUCAUCAUGGACUAUGACGUCUCUAAAGCUUCCUCAUAGCAGAUUUUCAUAUAUGCAUACACAAACAGAGUGUCAAACAAAGAGUUUUUAUAUGGUGAAAAGGUUUUAUAUGAAAAAGGCAGACACUAUUGCAGACCACAAAUGAUGCCGUGAGCAUUGAUGAUAUUAAAUCUAUAGCAGAUUUCUAUUGUGGUCUUUUAGUUGUGUAGUUAUGACUUCUUAAAAGAUAUCUCAUGGAUUUAAGAAGUCAGAGGGAGAGGCAAAGAGAGAGUCUUGGCACUAAUGAGGACUGUGAACCUCACUUUGCCAAGACAGAUACAUUUCCUAAAACCUUCUGUCAGCCAGACUCGGUGUCAGACAUUUGAAUUGAAAUAUAUCAAAGGUAGAAGUGACUUUAACUUAUUCCCUUUGUUUUUGAGACUUGCUCAGUCAAACAUUGCCUCAGGCGGUUUUUCACUCUCUCUUUUUUUUUAACAUUUAAAGAUUUAAAUAAGCAGCAUAAAAGAGACACUACAGUUCAGGUUCUUAUCAAAGCACCCUAAUUUGCGAUUAAUGACAGAAGCUGUGCACUGCAAAGAAAAAGAUUUAUCAGAUUUAUCCUUCAUUUAUCCUUCAUGUCUUAUUAUGCAAAGUGGGUAAGAUUUUUUUUUUUUCCCCUCUUUUUCCACCUGCAGUGCUUCAGGCAUUUAUCUUGGAGGAAGGGAUGUUUUAGAGUUCUGCAUUACGUUUGUUCUGUACUGGAAAUAAGUGGAAUAAUUGUCACCCUGUGGCAAAACAAAAAGUCAUGUAAGAUAAUGACAUUUUGCGAUGCAGCCUGUAAGAGGUUCCUGCUGUUUAGCUGGAGUCAGCUGGUUUCUUACUUUUUAUGAAGUAUGCGAUCUUCACAUCUCACACACUAAAUUGAUUCGGGCUCAUUUUGAAAGCUGCUGAAUCCAAUUAGCAAAAAUUUGUUCUCAAUUACCAGGUUGAACAUGUUAAGAGCUUCAGGUUCACAUGAAACUUACUGCAAUAAGUCAAUAUGUGCCGUAUUUAUUAAGUAUUUAUUAAGUACACUCCCUUUCUUUUGCUAAACUGACCAAAAUGCUCAGACGUCAUUAAUAAGCAAGCAGCAAGUCUAGUUUAAAGUAUUUAAACCUACUGGAAAGAAGUGUCUUUGUCUCUUUUUACAUAGAACUACUGAUGUAUUUAUUUUGAAAUGAUUUUCCUCAUUCCUGUGUCGCUGGUCUCCACAGAUCGUGGUAGCCGGUCUUGGUAGAUCUAAGUGUUUGUAUCCAUCAAGAGGGGGAGAGGUUGUAGAUGAAAGUAUCAUAACUUACUGUGUGUUUUGUCUCUGCAGCCCCAAAGGACUCUAAAUAUUAAAAGAUUAAUAUAGCUACAGAAGGCCUCAAUAGCAGUGAAUAGACACGUCACCUAACUCUCCAGCUAUGUUUGAAACCAUUCACUUGUACACUAUAAAAAUAGAUUAAAAAAGAAUGAGGCACAUAGCAAACCUGUUACUUUAAACUUCAGUGCUGCUGUGAACAUUUUUUAUAUCACAAUGGCAAAAACUACUUUAUUUUUUUCAUGAAUUGGCACAUUGAUGUGGCAACGAUACUGGAAAGUUGUGGGGUCAGUUAUGAUCCUGGAAAUCUGUGCAAGGUUUCCAACAUCAUGGGGUUUGAUUUAUUGUAAUUUUCCACUUCUAAGUACUACAUCGUGGUGUUUCGUAGUGAGCCAUGGCUCAUAGAGACAAAGCAACAAGGUUUACUGCAGCAGAAGCCUUGAUGCAAUAAAAGCAGCUCAGUUAGAUGAAAACAGUUAAAUGAACAGAACAGUUUGCAUUCAUUUUAGUAGGCACACUUGUUCAACUCAUUUUUAAAGACCAAAUCAGCCAAUCACAUGGCAGCAACUCAAUGCAUUUAGGCAUGUAGGCAAG